This is a messenger RNA of Dendrobium catenatum, 2500 nucleotides long. RefSeq names its product prolyl endopeptidase. The transcript has 12 exons. Gene Ontology annotation, molecular function: serine-type endopeptidase activity; oligopeptidase activity. Gene Ontology annotation, cellular component: cytosol. Gene Ontology annotation, biological process: proteolysis. The record is from RefSeq and is a predicted model, not a curated record. The coding region runs from base 18 to 2354 and encodes 778 amino acids. NCBI's taxonomy places the organism in Eukaryota, Viridiplantae, Streptophyta, Magnoliopsida, Asparagales, Orchidaceae.
AUCUCGGCGGCAACACAAUGGCGACACCCUUACUCCAUCACCAAGUUCCUUAUCCGUCUCUUUCGCUCUCCCUCCAUUUCUUGUCAUUAAAUUCCGGGAGUCCUGCAUCACCAAAACUGAAGCUUUUCUCUGUUUUUCCUUCAAAGGCAUCACCUUUCUUCUUCCCUUUCUCCAUGGGCUCCCUCUCUGAUCCUUUUCCUCGCCUUCUCUACCCUGCAGCCCGCCGCGACGACUCCAUUGUUGAUAACUACCAUGGCGUCGCCAUUCACGACCCUUAUCGAUGGCUGGAGGACCUGGAAUCGCCGGAGACGAAGGCGUUCGUGGAGGCGCAAGCGGCGGUUACUGAUUCGGUGUUGGCUGAGUGCAGCGAGAGGGAGAAGCUGCGUUGUGAGAUCACUGCGUUGUUCGACCAUGAGAGGUAUGAGGCGCCAUUUAAGCGGGGAGAGAAGUAUUUCUACUUUCAUAACAGCGGUCUGCAGUCACACAGUGUCCUGUUCGUCCAGAGUCAAUUGGAUUCAGAGCCGGAGGUCUUGCUCGACCCCAAUGCGCUAAGCGAGGAUGGGACUGUCGCUCUCAGCAUUGCAGCGAUUAGUAGAAAUGGUGAACAUUUGGCUUAUGGUCUUAGCUCGAAUGGGAGCGAUUGGAUUACGAUCAGAGUAAUGCGGAUUGAUGAUAAGAAGCCCGAACCUGAUACGAUUUCAUGGGUUAAAUUUUCGACCGUUAGUUGGACCGUAGAUGGGAAGGGGUUCUUCUACAGUAGAUAUCCGGCUCCAAAAGAAUGGGAUAAUGUAGAUUCUGGAAUGGAGACUGGUAUCAAUCUUAAUCAUCAGCUCUAUUACCAUUUUUUGGGUACCGAUCAAUCUGAAGAUUUAUUGUGCUGGGAAGACCCUGAGAAUCCGAAGUACAGAUUUAGAGCAACUGCUACUGAAGAUGGGAAGUAUAUUAUUUUAUAUAUCUUUGAAGGCUGUGAUCCAGUAAAUAAGCUAUACUACUGCGAUUUAGCUACACUUUCUGGGGGACUUGAAGGUUUCAAGGGAAGCAAAGGCUUUCUUUCCUUCAUCAAAUUGGUUGAUACUUUUGAAGCACGAUAUUCAGUCAUUGCAAAUGAUGAAUCUGAAUUCACAUUUUUAACAAAUAAAGAAGCUCCAAGAUAUAAAUUAGUACGUGUUGAUCUCACUAAACCUGAUGAAUGGAUUGAUAUAUUAAAAGAAGAUCAAAAGGAUGUGCUACAGUCUGCUUAUGCUGUUAAUGGAAACCAACUUCUGGUUUGUUAUCUUAGCAAUGUUAAGCAUAUGUUGCAGAUAAGAGACUUAAAAACUGGUCAGUUUCUACAUUGUUUACCCAUAGACAUUGGUUCAGUCACUGAGGUCUCAGGCAAGCGUGAAGAUACUGAGAUUUUCUUUAGCUUCAGUAGCUUUCUUACACCAGGAAUUAUUUAUAAGUGCAAUUUGUCAACUAGUGUUCCUGAAAUAAAGAUAUUCAGAGAAGUUUUGGUUCCUGGAUUUAAUAGAGGAGAUUUUCUGGUUAAACAGGUCUUUUUUCCUAGUAAAGAUGGGGUUAAGAUACCGAUGUUCGUCGUUUCAAAGAAGAAUAUCACUUUAGAUGGAUCUCAUCCAACUUUGCUAUAUGGUUAUGGGGGUUUUAACUAUAGUCUAACACCAUAUUUUAGCGUUAAUAGGGUAGUUCUCGCAAGAAAUUUCGGUUUUGUAUUUUGUAUAGCAAAUAUUCGUGGCGGUGGAGAGUAUGGGGAAGAAUGGCAUAAAGCAGGUUCUCUUUCGAAGAAACAGAAUUGCUUCGACGACUUUAUAGCUGCAUCUGAAUUCCUCAUUUCAGCUGGCUACACUAAUUCAAGUAGACUGUGUAUAGAAGGUGGAAGCAAUGGUGGACUACUAGUUGCAGCUUGCAUAAAUCAGAGGCCCGAUCUCUUUGGUUGCGCCCUUGUUCAUGUUGGUGUCAUGGAUAUGCUUCGUUUUCACAAAUUCACUAUUGGCCAUGCUUGGACAUCUGAAUUUGGCUGUUCAGAUAUCGAGGAAGAAUUCCACUGGCUUAUUAGAUAUUCACCAUUGCACAAUGUGGCGAGGCCAUGGCAGAAGACUUCCAAUGCAUCGAUCCAAUAUCCAUCUACUAUGCUAUUGACAGCAGACCAUGACGAUCGUGUUGUGCCACUACACUCAUUUAAGAUGUUAGCUACAAUGCAGUACAUCCUGAAAACUCCACAGAAGAAUCCCAUCAUAGCCCGCAUUGAUCGCAAGGCUGGUCAUGGAGCUGGUCGCUCAACUCAAAAAAUGAUUGAAGAAGCUGCUGAUCGUUAUGGCUUUGUGGCGAAGAUGAUGGGGCUCUCAUGGAACCAUUAAUUCAUGACAUCAUAGAAAAGAAAAAGGCUUGUUCUUGAAGCCAAUAAGGUUCUAUGUUUGGAAAUUGAUUUAGCGGUGUGAAAUCUGAACAUUUUUUAUAUAUUGAAAUCUCAUCAAUGUUAGUGAAAAUCUGAAGUGCCCAGAAA